AUGCCACUCACCGGCGACGGCCGGAGCGGACAACGCCCGGAGAACUCUCCAAAAAGAUUUGCCAGCUGGCUGGGUGGCACGUCAGCCACGCCCGUCGAAGGAGCUGCCUCUCCAGAUACUACACCGAAAUCCAAGCGAGGAGCAAGUCCUCUUGACACGACCCCCAAGAGCGCGACCCAGUCUCGCUUCGGCUUCCUGGCUUCAUCCAUGUCGGCCUUCACCACGCGCUUAACGAACCAGCCUCCGACUCCUCGUCAGGUGGAUGAUGAGCUGUGUAACAUGGAUAUCGAGGCGGCCCUAUUCCCGUCCUCGUCGCCCUCGGACCACGAUAGCUUCUCCCCGGCUGCCUACAUGAACCUGCAGAUGAACGCCGCCGGGCUGCUGCAUAAGAUGCAGGAUGCCUACCGGGAGCGGACAGUAGCAAUGCAGGAGGUGCAGGCCGAGCGGGAGGCGCAGAGAGAGGAGACGGAAGAGACGGAGCUCCGCAUCAGGCACUGCAAGAACCAAUUGGAGCAGAUGGCCGCCAAGGCCGUCGAGCAGGAGCACGCGAUGCAGCAACUCAUGGCCGAACUGCAGGCGGAGAAGCGGGCCCGCCACGAAGAGCAGCGCAUGAGUCGGGACAGUAGGAUCAUGGGCGAAGGGUCAACCAUCACGGAGGACCUCGGCGUUGACGAGGAAGAGCGGAAGCGGUGGCGGACGAGCGACGGCACCGUCAUGUCGGAGCUGAGCAUCGACACCGACCGCGAGAGCGCCGAGAGCGAGAGCAUCUUCUCCCGCAGCCGCAGUCCCACCGCCAUGACCAGCGCAACCGACAGCGAAGGCCUCGAUAGUAGCCCCGCUGGCCCACAGCAGCCCAGAGCUCCGAUGCUCCAAGUGCCGAGGUCGAAAUCGACUCAGCGCAUGACUGCGUUCCAGAAACUGGUGAAAAACAUUUCUGGUGAGGCAGGCGACAACAUGGGCUCCGACGGGUGCCGGAACUGCCGCGGCCAGGACUCGAGCGUGGCAUGGGAUACUGUGAGCUUGCUGCGGGACGAGAACCGAGGUCUGAAGCAACGUGUGGCGCAAUUAGAGAUCACUGUUGAUGGCGCUCUGGAUGUGGUGAAUGGCAUCGGGCUGUUAUGA
Molecule: messenger RNA, 1122 nt
Organism: Anthostomella pinea
Lineage: Eukaryota; Fungi; Ascomycota; Sordariomycetes; Xylariales; Xylariaceae
Source: the annotation of a GenBank genome assembly